This is a messenger RNA of Oikopleura dioica, 366 nucleotides long. NCBI's taxonomy places the organism in Eukaryota, Metazoa, Chordata, Appendicularia, Copelata, Oikopleuridae. The record is from the annotation of a GenBank genome assembly.
AUGCGCCCGGUUGAGCUUGACCCGUCAAGAAUAACAAGCUGGGGGAUCAAUGGAGGCUCUGUAGAUCCGAAGAUUCUUGAAAAGGCCCUCGGAGAAACAACGACAAGUUCACCGGAAGGAGAGGUUUCCAGAGUUUCUCCUCAACGAGAAGCGCCUCCUCCCCCGACGCCAAUGGUGAAAAGCCAGAAGAAGGAGAAAGAGAAGUCUCCAAAAAUGGAGAAAUUGGAAAAGAAAAUCAGCAGAAUAAGUAUGAAGCUAAAGCCAAAGGGAACUGCCGCGCCCAUUACAGUAACCGCAUUGUCCGCUAAUUCGCCCACUAAUGCUGAGAAGAGCCGUAAUAAGCCACAAACUAUCACGAAUUUAUGA